AUGACCACUCUCCCUUCAUUUGUAGAACUCAUGGCGUCUUUGGGUCUCGACAAUUCCGCCCGCCCGGCGACUCUCGACACUCACGUCGGUCCCGCCUGCUUUGGGUCGCACUUUCACCAUUCCCGCACUUCUUCCACUUCUUCAUCUUGUAGCUCCUUCUCUUCAGCCCCUUCUGGCACUGUAUCACCACCUCAUCCCAGCAUUACUGUCGAUGAGCCUCAAUCAUACUCCGUUUCCCGCCGCGAGAGCUCUCCAUCGGGUCGAGACUGGGAAUCGGAGAGGCGCCCAGUGCGUGUCGCCCGAUAUUCUCCCUACGUCCCCACUAUCUCCCACACAAGGAAGAAGAGUGCUCCCACUAUCCUCGAAGAAGAACCAGCCGAGCGUAUGCGAGCACUUUCCACAUCACCUUACUUGUCGCCGGCCACAUGCAACAUGAACCGCAGAUCGUCUUCGGGCACGCUCCAAAGUGCACGACGCCCACAUAAGUUGGCGCUAUCCGAAAGAGAUCUCGCAGUAAAUACUCCCAUUUCGACUUUUGUCAGACGCAAGACUCCACAGGCUUCCCCCUCAUCUCCAACAUUCCCUCAUCGCAGACGGAGUCGCGCUAGCAGUCUAGCGCAGCCCGUCUCAAUUCCGACCCUUCCUUUUGUCUUUCCAGCACCAACAACGUAUCGAUACCCUUCUUCUGACCUAUCAGAGGACGAAGACAUGCACGAUGUCUGCGAUUCAUCGUCAGAAACUGCUGAUCGUCCGUGUCGAUUGGACGUCAGUGCAUCUUCGCGACUAGCACGAGCCAGCGAUCCUGGCAUUCGUGCUUCAGUGUUUUCAUUAUCGGAUGGACUCGCAAGUAAUCCUGCUUCUACGCCCCUUUUGCCCGUGGCAUAA
Fibroporia radiculosa is the source of this 885-nucleotide messenger RNA. RefSeq lists its product as uncharacterized. The transcript has 3 exons. NCBI's taxonomy places the organism in Eukaryota, Fungi, Basidiomycota, Agaricomycetes, Polyporales, Fibroporiaceae. The record is from RefSeq and is a predicted model, not a curated record. The coding region runs from base 1 to 885 and encodes 294 amino acids.